This is a messenger RNA of Carassius gibelio (silver crucian carp), 2804 nucleotides long. RefSeq names its product perforin-1. The transcript is spliced from 3 exons. The record is from RefSeq and is a predicted model, not a curated record. Bases 798 to 2375 code for a protein of 525 amino acids. Lineage: Eukaryota; Metazoa; Chordata; Actinopteri; Cypriniformes; Cyprinidae.
CUUUUGCAUGGCAUGAAAUCACAAUGAUAACCCUGCUAUGUAAAAUAAGGUUUCAGUUAAACAAUGUUGCUCUGGACAACAGUCAUUAUUCAACUCUUAUUUCAUCUCACCCCCACACAAAAAAGUAAUAACAGGAAUUAGGAAAGUCAAUCACCUGGUCAUCUAGGCCUGUCUAACAUAGACCAACAGUAGAGCUAAAUAUAACUACUUCCAUUUUACAAGAUACUGUACUGACUCCUAGUUUCAUCUAGUUUCUCCUAGUUUAUAGUAUUCUAUACUAUAAUAAUAAUUUUAUAGAAAAUGCAUAUGUUUCUACAUAUCCAAAAUCUCCUGACCAAUACUUUCCCAUGCAAUGUGCUUAUGAGUAUGAUUUUCAUUUCAUGAUAUCCGUUGUCUCACAUGCAACUGCAAGUGAACAGAAAAUGUGCUACAUUUUGUCAUCCACAUGUCCUGUUUGAUUAAUCUUGACCUUGCACUUCAGCCGCAAUUCCCUCAUACCAAGUCUCACGAGAACUCUCCCCCACUGCACAGCUGGUAUUCACCAAAAAAAAAAUCCUAAAUCAAAACAAACCCAGUCAGCGGAUGAAAUCUGUCCAGCGCAGAUGAAAAGGCCUGAAAGGAAGACACUCCCUUCCACAAAUGCCAUAGACUCACACAGAGCUCUUUUUCAGCAGUAGCAUUCCAGAAAGUGACUACAGCUAAAACCUUUCAUGAAGAAACUUUAAUUUGGAAAGAAGGACAGAGAAAAGGAUUUUAGGUCGAUAUGGUGAUGUAACACAGCUGGAAGAGACUGUUGCAUGAAAGCUACUCUCGAAAUCAUCAUGGAGACAAGUCACUGUGUUUUCCCUGUGUUUCUCUGCAUUUCUCUGAUCUUGACACAAUGGGACACAAGUUCAGCUUGCCAGUCAGGCUCUCAGGAAGAAUGUGAGAAAGCCCCGUUUGUGCCUGGUUACAACCUGGCGGGCGAAGGAUUUGACAUUGUCAGGAUGCGCCGUAAAGGGGCCUUUUUGAUCAAUGUCAAGUCACACAUGGUCAACGGCACUUGUACGGUCUGCAAGAACCGCUUCCAGGGAGGCCAGAUGCAGAAACUUCCCUCAGCUGUGCGGGACUGGCGUCCGUUCAGUCGCUGCAGCAAACAGCUUUCUAGUGCUCUUCAUCAUUCUGUUGACUCCCUGAUGAAGAGUUCAACAUCACUCAUCAAUAACAACUGGGAAAUGGACCUACGCGUGGAUGACAUAGGAAAGGCAUUUAUUGGAGGGAGCCAUUCAGAUAUUGCCAAAUUUGCCCAAUAUCAGAAUGCAAUGGAUAAGGCAACAUUUGCCCUCCAUGAAAUCAGCUGCACAUAUUACAGUUUCAGAGUUACAGACCACCCAGAACUCAGCACUGAAUUCUCAAAACAUCUCCUGCGACUUCCGAAACAAUAUGAUGAGGAAUCAGAAGCCCUGUACCGAAGGACUAUAGAUACUUACGGCACUCACUACAUACGUCAAGUUCAUCUGGGAGGGCGAGUGAGGCGGGUCACGGCUUUUCGGACUUGUCUUGCAACCCUGAAGGGCUUCUCAGAGACUGAUAUCAAGAACUGCCUAAACAUUGAGUUAAAGAUGAAUCUGGGGUUCCUGCCAGCUAAUAUCUCGCUUUCCAACAAAUGCUCUCAAAUCCUUAAAGAUAACAUGAACAUGGGAUUCCACCAGGGCUUCAUGACACACAAGACAGAGGUGCUGGGAGGUGAGAAAUACUUCCCAGACCUUGUUUUAAACCAAAGCCCAGCUGAAGCAUACUCCAACUGGAUGAUGAGCUUGCAUGACAAUCCUGAAGUCAUAUCAUAUGCAAUUCUCCCUCUCCAUCAUCUGGUGGCUGAUCCUGAGGUUAGUGGCAAUCUCAAAAGAGCAGUAACAGAGUAUAUUGAAGAGAACAUGCUUUCUGUAGAUCCCAAGGAGAAUCAAGAAUGCUCACAAACACCAAAUCUGGACCACAACUGCUGUCCUAUGCAAGCCGGCCGUGGCAAGUUAGCAGUGAUGGUGCAGAGAGCAGCAGGCCUGAAAGCAGAUCUCUUCACACGUACUGACGGUUAUGUGAAAGUCUGGUACAACCUCAUGUAUGAGGAGACUGAGGUGAUUAUGGACAAUAAUGAUCCUGAAUGGAACAUCAGUUAUGAUUUUAGAUCAGUUGAGUUCGGUCAUGACCUCAUAUUUGAGGUUUGGGACAGUGAUGUCAUUUAUAAUGACUUCGUGGGGCAAUGUGUGGUCCGACCUGAACGUGGAUCUCAUUCACACAGCUGUAAAUUAAAGAGAGGCAUCCUGUAUUUCACCUACAACGCUUCUUGUGAUGCUCAUCUGACUGGACCCAGGUGCAGCAGAUAUUCCCCAAAAGGAUAAGAGCUUGUAUUUGUAGAGAACAAUACAUACUAAAAGAAUAUAAAGAAUAUUUAUAAUAAAGAAUAUUUCUGCAUAUUGCUUUUUAGACAGUUAUCAUUAUUGUAAACAGAAAUGUAAAAAAAAUAUCGCAAAUAAAAAAGAAUUACAUUAUUUUGUAAAAUAUUUCCAGUAAUGAUAGUGUUCGAAUGUAAAUUCACAUUUUGAAAUUUCUUCUUUAUUAUUCGUAGCCUAUUAUUUGUAUUAUUUUUUUUUAGACUUGAUUUUAAGAUUUGACACCUGCUUUUGUUCCGCUACUGCAGAAAAUAGUUUUGCUUUCGGUGGUCUUACUCCUGUGCGUGACUGUGGUUAUGCAUUGCAAAGUCAAAAGAUCUUUUCAUGUUCUGCAACAGAUGAUUCAUUAAAACAAAAACUGUCCACUGGUUCAAUGAA